CUUCCGAAUUCGCAAGCAAUCAGAGUGUUGGCUAAACAAUUAUUUGCUCUACUCCAAAACACUACUGACUCUGACUGACUUGACUGCUCUUAAGCAGUUUACUCUAACUAAAUUAAACUAAGUUUAACAACACUCAGUUACCAAACAGUUAGUCCACAAACGAGAGCGAAUUUUUAAUUUUUGUUGUUGCUCCCUCUAUAUUGAUUGGUAGGAGCGUGUGUGAGAAGAGAGUUUAAGUUUUAAAUGAUUUUGGUUUCUGGUUUUAUUUUAUACCUUCUUUCACCACAACAAUUGAUUAGUUGUGUUUAACAAAUCAAAAUAAUAACAAUCUACUUUUCUAAAAAAAAAAAUAAAAUGUGAAUUAUAAAAUAAAAAUAAUAAAAAACUAAUUAUUAACACCAAUGACAUUUAAGUUAUAUUAAGAGUACAAAACUUUAAUUAAUAAACGUAACAAAAUUCUUGCCAAUUUAAAGAAAGAAAGAAAAACAAAAUAAAGUUCCUAAAUAAAUUUCUUAUCAGCAAAAGAAAAAUAUUCGAAAACAUAAGUUCCUAAUACAAAAACCACAACUACAAAAUACCACAAAUUUAUACAAAUUAAUUAAAUUUUUUUAAUAAUAAAAAAAAAACAAAAUAAUUUAGACAAAUAACAAGUAAAUCAAAUAAAAAAUAAAAUCGCAAACAACAUAAUAUGACAGCCUUCGGUUUAGUGCUGUUAUCAAUGAUGGGUGUAGGACCCAUGCAGCAACCACAAUCUCGCAUGAUAACACGAGCGGAAUGGGGAGCUAGAACACCAACUAUGGUGGAAAAUUUCCCGGGACCCUCACCGUUUGUCAUCAUACAUCAUUCGUAUCAGCCAGCUGCUUGUUAUACCACCGAAGACUGCCAAAGAGCCAUGAGAUCUAUGCAGGAUUUUCAUCAGCUGGAGAGGGGUUGGAAUGAUAUUGGCUAUUCAUUUGGCAUUGGGGGUGAUGGCAAUAUCUAUGUGGGUCGUGGUUUCAAUGUGGUUGGUGCCCAUGCUCCCAAGUACAAUGACAAAAGUGUGGGCAUUUGUUUGAUAGGAGACUGGAGAACCGAAUUACCACCCCCUCAAAUGUUAAAAGCUGCCAAAGAUAUUAUAACAUUUGGUGUGGCCAAGGGCUAUAUUCAUCCGGAAUACAAAUUAAUGGGCCAUAGACAAGUACGUGAUACCGAGUGUCCGGGUGGUCGUUUAUUUGAUGAAAUUUCUACAUGGGGUCACUUUAGUCCCAAGCCCAAUGCCACCGAAAAUGAGGUUAAUUAAGAGUAAUAGUUCAAAAUGCAGUUAUAUAAAUAGUAUAUGUAUGUGAAAGUAUAAACAGAAUGUAUACUUUAGUUAGUUAAUUAAAUCAUUUAUUAUUUUAAGUAGGAUCUCUUAAGAAAUGUUAUAUUUAAGCAAUUACAAUUGGUGUCUUAUUUUUGCUUAUUAAAAUGCAAAUAAAUUAUUUACAAAAUAAUAAUUUAAUUUACAAUUCAA
Molecule: messenger RNA, 1492 nt
Organism: Calliphora vicina (urban bluebottle blowfly)
Lineage: Eukaryota; Metazoa; Arthropoda; Insecta; Diptera; Calliphoridae
Gene: PGRP-LB
Product: Peptidoglycan recognition protein LB
Exons: 3
Coding region: 689-1279 (196 amino acids)
Biological process (GO): innate immune response; peptidoglycan catabolic process
Molecular function (GO): N-acetylmuramoyl-L-alanine amidase activity; zinc ion binding; peptidoglycan binding
Source: RefSeq, a predicted model, not a curated record